Messenger RNA from Naumovozyma castellii, 1161 nucleotides. RefSeq names its product Sut1p (gene SUT1). NCBI's taxonomy places the organism in Eukaryota, Fungi, Ascomycota, Saccharomycetes, Saccharomycetales, Saccharomycetaceae. Bases 1 to 1161 code for a protein of 386 amino acids. The transcript has a single exon. The record is from RefSeq and is a predicted model, not a curated record.
AUGCCCGCAAGUAUCACUGUUAUCAACAAGGACCAGAAACUGCCUCCACUAUUGUUGCCCACACUGAGUCUGUCGCCCUCGUCUUCAUCAACCACAUCUUCAAACUCUUCAGCAAAUUCAGCAACCACUCCACCCACAGUUCCCUCUCACAGAUCAACCUCCGCUCUGAAUGAUACAAAGGGCGUCACAGAAAAAUUCUUUCUCAUAGAUCCAUCCUCAAGAAAGAGGAAAAUGAUGGAUCAACAGCCACUCUUGGAAAAGUCCAAAAUGGUCCAGAGAAACACUCUGGAAAAUUUAGCCUUCUUGGCAACAAAGAGACCAAAAUUAUCAAUGGAUAAUUACUCUCACUCUCAACCGCUCUUGAAUCUAAAUUCAAAUUUCAUACCAAAUCCAAAUCCAAAUUUUAACGGAAUCGCAAACAUAACUCCCCCACCAAAUGAAAUACUGACAAAUACCUCUUCAACUAAUAACACUAAUAAUAACAUUCAAAAUUCAUACUCCUCCUCCUCUUCCGCUUCCUACACCUUACAACAACAACAACAACAACAACAACCUCCCACCGCAUUAGGAAGACCAAAGGGCUCCCUAGGUUCAAUGCAAUUACCUCCAAUGUCUGUCCCACAACAACAACAACAACCCUCAACAACCCCAAACGCAAAGAGACAAAGAAUCGGUCCAAGUUGCGAUAAAUGUCGAUUGAAAAAAAUUAAAUGUAACGCAAAGGUCGAAAUCAUCUUACAGGAUGACAGAAUUAUUCCAUUAAUAUCGGAAAAAUUACAUUAUUGCUUAAUGAAAAAUGAUGUCUUGAACAACCUACCAUUAUUAGUAAACCAACUAAACGUCCCCCAGGACGUCAUUAAUCUACUACAAAUAAACAAUCAACUAAGAUUGAUUAAACAUAUAGAUAAAUUAAUCCUCUUCCAACCUUGUAAUUCAUGUAUCAAGAGGAAAGCCGCAGCAUCCACUCAAAAUUACAGUACAACGGAUAACGGCGCAACAAAGAAUCCAACUUUACCCUCCUUUGAUGAUACUUUAUUUUGUACCUUCUCCAAGGGGUUCACAAGAGCAGAUAUUAACAUAUUCGGCAAGAUCUCAAUGAGAUUGAAGGGAAGAGCCAUCAAGGAUAUGACAUAUUCGGAUUAUAGAAGAGCAGGCUUUUAA